Molecule: messenger RNA, 2044 nt
Organism: Camelus dromedarius (Arabian camel)
Lineage: Eukaryota; Metazoa; Chordata; Mammalia; Artiodactyla; Camelidae
Gene: TNFRSF13B
Product: TNF receptor superfamily member 13B
Exons: 6
Coding region: 848-1834 (328 amino acids)
Biological process (GO): hematopoietic progenitor cell differentiation; B cell homeostasis; negative regulation of B cell proliferation
Cellular component (GO): plasma membrane
Molecular function (GO): protein binding
Source: RefSeq, a predicted model, not a curated record
GGAAGCCCAGAAAGUACAAAAAGGUGUAUAGUACAGUCCCCCUUUCCUCCUGGGCCUCCAGCUGCCCCGGCGCAGCCAUCUCCUUUAAAUGCUGAAGAAGAGUUGACGUACAGUAACCCUAUAUAUGUUACAGGUGCACAAAAUAGCGAGCCACAAUUUUUAAAGGUUAAACCCCACUUGUAGUUUUUAGAAAGCACCCGCUGCAUUCCCAGGCAGUGCAGCGUCUCCCUGCCACUCAUGUUCCACCUAACAGUGGGCGCCCCUUAGUCCCCGCCCCCUGCCGCUCCCCUCCCUCUCCCCGCUGGAAACACUGCUCUGUCUGCGUCUGCUUCUGUUUGUUAUGCUCACUCGUUUGCUGCAUUCUUAGAUUCCACCUAGAAGUGCUAUCAUACAGUGCUUGUCUCUCCCUGACUUACUCCACUGAGCAUACCGCCCUCCAAGUCCAUCCAUGUUGCUGCAACUGGCAGAAUUUCCUUCUUUGUCGUGGCUGAGUAGUGAGAACAGACAGCUUUGUUAAGGUCGUUCACAUUCCAUAGGGUUCACCCAUUUCAAGUGUGCAAUUUGGUAUUUUUAGUGUAUUUACAGAGUUGGGCAACCAUCACUACAAUCUAAUUUUAGUGUUUGCAUCACCCCACAAAGAACCCUUGUCCCCCCUGCCCCAGCCCUAGGCCACCACUAAUCUGCUGUCUGUUUCUGUAGAUCCGUCCAUCUUGGACACGUUAUAAAAAUGGAGUGUGCUGUUUGAUGACAGGCCUCUUCCACUCAGCACAAGGCUUCUGGGGCCCACCCACGUUGCAACGUGCGUCAGCCCCGCAGGCCGUCCUGGGGCCCAGCAAUACCCCACUUGAUGGAGAGGUCGCAUUUUGUUUGUCUGCUCAUCGGUUGGUGGACUUCGGGUUGUUUCGAAGCUCCACAGGGCCUGCAGCCGGGGGUGGCCAUGGCGCCCUGCCCUGAAGAGCAGUACUGGGACCCCCUCCUGAACGUCUGCCUCUCCUGCAAACCCACCUGCAGCCAUCAGGCUUCCCGCACCUGUGCAGCCUUCUGCAAUGCUCACUGUGUGGCCCCACAGACCCCUGCAGAGAGGAAUCUGACAGACCCUUCAGGGACACUAUCAUCCAAUGGGAGAAAUGACUACAUUUCAAGGCUGAAAGAGUCACUCAGUUGCCGCAAGGAACAAGGCAGAUACUACGACCAGCUCCUGAAGGACUGUAUCAGCUGCGCCUCCAUCUGCGGACGUCACCCCAAGCAGUGCACACACUUCUGUGAGAACAAGUUCAGGAGCCAAGUGAACCCCCCUCUAGAGCUCAGGAGACAGCGGAUCGGGGCGGCCUCGACCGGGGCGGAUAACCUGGGGAGGUACCAGGGAUCAGAGCACAGAGGCUCAGAUGCGGGUCCAGCGCCCGCGGGGCUGAAGCUGAGUGCGGACCAGCUGGCCCUGGUCUAUAGCACGCUUGGGCUCUGCCUCUGUGCCAUCCUGUGCUGCUUCCUCCUGGCCGUGGCCUGCUUCCUCAAGAGGAGGGGGGACCAGUUCUCCUGCCAGCCACCCCCAGCACCUUGUGGGACCCAGGCCAAAUCCGCCAAGGAUCACUGGAUGGAAGCUGGAAGCCCCACGGGAGCGCCGCCUGAGCCGGUGGAGACCUGCAGCUUCUGCUUCCCCGAGCGCAGGGCGCCCACCCAGGAGAGCACGGGCGCACCCGGGACGCCCGGCCCCGAGUGCGUGGGGAGUUGGGCGCGCUGCAGCCGGAGCGCAGCCGGACAGCCCUGUGUGCACACCGCCGAUGGUGGCCUCGGGGUCGUGUGCGCGCCUGCGCAGGAAGGAGGCCUGGCCACGUGAACAUGGGGGCAAUGGUGAGGGGGGAGACAGAGGGGAAGGAUGGGGGAGCCCUGAGGGAGAGGAGUGCAAGGCGCUGGCCACGUCUUCACCUCAGGUCUCCACUGCAGGUCACCGUCACGACGCACCUGCAAGGAAGGCGCCCACGCAUGCCGGACUCAGCCCCCAGGACUCUCUCGUAGAAAUAAAACCUCCCACGCUGCCUCCCCCGCA